Messenger RNA from Engraulis encrasicolus (European anchovy), 930 nucleotides. RefSeq names its product melanocortin 2 receptor (gene mc2r). Gene Ontology annotation, biological process: regulation of metabolic process; adenylate cyclase-activating G protein-coupled receptor signaling pathway. The transcript has a single exon. The coding region runs from base 1 to 930 and encodes 309 amino acids. The record is from RefSeq and is a predicted model, not a curated record. Gene Ontology annotation, molecular function: melanocortin receptor activity. Gene Ontology annotation, cellular component: cytoplasm; plasma membrane. NCBI's taxonomy places the organism in Eukaryota, Metazoa, Chordata, Actinopteri, Clupeiformes, Engraulidae.
AUGAACCAUUACAGCACAUCAGCCACUGCUGCGACAGUGGUGUCGGACUGCCAAGAUGUGCAUGUCCCCAACACCCUCUUCCUGCUGGCCGCUGUGACGAGUCUGGCUGAGAACCUCCUAGUGGUUCUCGCAGUCAUGCGCACCCCUAAGCUGCACACCCCCAUGUACCUCUUCAUCUGCAAUCUGGCUGCCUUCAACACGCUGUCCAGUAUGGGCAAGGCCUGGGAGACGGCCAUGAUGGCCUUCCACGCAGCGGGACACCUCGAGUGGACGUCCGAUCUGGUGCAACAUCUCGACAACGUCGUGGAUACGAUAAUGUGCGCAUCCUUCUUCGGAUCUUUCUGCAGUUUCUGGGUGAUUGCCGUGGACCGCUACAUCACCAUAUUUCAUGCUCUGCGUUACCACGUGAUCGUGACAGUUCGACGGACCGUCAUGGUGAUCGGGAUGACCUGGACAGUGUGUGGCAUCGCAGGGGCCCUGAUGAUCCGCUUCGCCAACUACGCCGUUGUCACCGUGAUCUUCACCACAGUCAUGGUCGCGUCUAUGCUCCUCAUCCUGCCUCUCUACGCACACAUGUUCCUCCUGGCUCGAAAACACGCGGGUCACAUCGCCUCGUUGCCGGGUCACGGCAGAACAGGAAGGGCAGCCAGGGCCGCAGGAAGCAUGCAGGCGGCAUUGACCCUCACAACGCUGUUUGGAGUGUUCAUAAUGUGUUGGGCACCUCUGUCUUUGCACCUGGCACUACUCAAGUUUUGCCCACAAAACCCGUAUUGUCAGUGCUACUUCUCUUGGCAUCAGGUACACCUGUUGUUGGCCGUCAGCCAUGCCAUCAUUGACCCCACAAUCUACGCCUUUCGCAGCAAAGAACUACGGUGCUCUUUUCAAAGGUUGCUGCGCUUCUCCAUUUCAUGGGUAUCAUCAUCCAGAUGA